Brugia malayi is the source of this 990-nucleotide messenger RNA. RefSeq names its product Pex2 / Pex12 amino terminal region family protein (gene Bma-prx-12). The record is from RefSeq and is a predicted model, not a curated record. Gene Ontology annotation, biological process: protein monoubiquitination; protein import into peroxisome matrix. Lineage: Eukaryota; Metazoa; Nematoda; Chromadorea; Rhabditida; Onchocercidae. The coding region runs from base 1 to 990 and encodes 329 amino acids. The transcript has 8 exons. Gene Ontology annotation, molecular function: ubiquitin-protein transferase activity; zinc ion binding; protein binding. Gene Ontology annotation, cellular component: peroxisomal importomer complex; peroxisomal membrane.
AUGACUGAAGGGAGCAAAAGGAAUGAAACAUUAGUCAGUACUGCUGCAUUACCGUCGAUAUUUGAACUAAUCGCGCAGGACAAACUAUCAGUUUCUGUACAACAGGCUGGUCGUCAUAUUGUGAAGUACUUAUAUGAAUCCAAUCCUUCGCGAUAUAAACUGUUAUGGAAAUGGUAUGAUGAAGUAUAUGCAGCUACCGACUUGGUUCUUCAAAAUUUUUAUUUAAAAAGAUACGGAGGUUCACUUGCCGAAAAUUUUUAUGGAAUGAAACGGAUAAUUAAUGGUACAUGUAGAUCAGCCUCAACAGGAUUUCCUAAACUAUGUUCCUUAUUCAUGCUUGUUGGAUGGCCAUACAUUAUGGAAAAAUUAGAAAAGUUUCAUUUGUUAUUGUCAAUGUAUACAGCAGCAAGUAAUUCCAGGCAAUUUCCCAUAAUUCAUAUUCUCGUCAACUACUAUCCAUGGAUCAAAAUAUUAUUCUAUACUUUUAGUUUCCUUCUUAAAAUCGCUUAUAUUUUGUCGCUGUGUAAUGUACAUUCACCGGAACUAAAAUUUGCAAAUGUGCAUUUGGUGAAAUUGAGUGAAAUGGAGUUAGGUGAAGCUAAUAGGAAAAAGUCUUGGCGACUGCUAGCUAUUUUAACUACCAUUCUUACUCGUUGCAUAACUUUUGGUCUUUACUUCAUCCAGUUUCUGGAUUUCUAUUACAAUAGCAAUAUUGGAGAGAAUUUUCGAAUGGAACAGAGAGUAAGAAACUGGAAACAUCCUUCGGCACCUCACAAGAAAUUACGAGAAAGUUCUGUGUUACUUUUGGAAACGAAUAAGUGUCCUCUUUGCUUGCAACAGCGUGUCAAUGAUACGGCACUUGCUGUUUCUGGUUAUGUGUUCUGUUAUGGUUGCAUAUAUUCGUACGUGGAACAGGAAAUGAAAUGUCCAAUUACAAAUUUGCCAGCGAAUGUGGAUGAUCUGAUUAAGAUUUUUGUUCCGCCACCAUAA